Molecule: messenger RNA, 1627 nt
Organism: Paramecium sonneborni
Lineage: Eukaryota; Ciliophora; Oligohymenophorea; Peniculida; Parameciidae
Source: the annotation of a GenBank genome assembly
AUGAAUUAAUUAUAAUUUUCUUAAGCAUAAUCUCCAAGAGAGAGUAAUUUUGAUUUUGAGGAGCAACCUUAACUUUAGGAUUAAAGGAUUAAAGAGAAUAUAUUAUCACCCUCAAUAUUUAACAACGUAAUUUACAUUAUAUAGGCUAUAGAUGAAAAUUUUCGCAGCUAUUUAUUAAAUAUUGUUAAUACUAUUUAAUUCUUAUGUAGUGUUUGAUUAAAGUUCUAAAUUAUCACUUUUGUAUGUUACAAUUUUACAUUUUCUCCAAGUAGUACGAUUAGCAAUUCAUAAUUACAAGUAUUAUAGUUUAUUUAUAUAAGUAAUAUCUUGAAUGAUCAUAAUUGUUGUCUUGAAAUAUUUUGGGGAAUUUUAUCAAUGUCUUAUUAUGUAAUUGAGAAUUUAUAUUCUCUUAGUGCUGUUUUUUAUUCUUCUUGGAUAACUCAAAUUUUCCAAUUUAAUACCCUAUGAUAAUGUACUUUGUUAUAACUUUGGCUUGGUUUAUAUUCAUUGUACGUGCUUAUCGUUAAAAUAAAAAUGAAAAAAAUGUCACUUAACUUGUAAAUUUACAGUUGUAUUUGUAGUUUACAGUUUUUUUUAAAUUACUUUUUAUAAGCCAAUUAAUGCUAAUAAAUUUUAGAUAAAUUAAUUGGCUUAAAUGGGAUUGGAUAUACAUAUUUAUUAUUAUUUGGGCUUUUUUAACAUUUGCAAUAAUUCUCUAAAUAAUCUUUAUUUUUGAUUUAAUUGUGAAAUUAAUAUCUAUUUUAAAAGAAAACGAUAUACUGAACAAAUAAACCUUAAAUUAUUAAAGUAAUUAAGUUCUAUAUUUGAAUAGUUAUUGUUUCACUUUGGAUGAAUCUAUUUAUUCUUUCUAUAUCAGGUCUUUUAACAUUUACUAUAUUGAGUUAUUCUAUUUUUUUAAGUACAGGAAGGAAUCCCUUUAAUUCAAUGCCUAUUACAUUAUGUAUUUUUUAUAGUUUCGUCUUUACAAUAUACACUUGUUAUUUUAGAAGAACUUUGAAGUAUUGUUUAAUUAUAUUAUGAGUAAAUUCUUAAUGUCUUUUUAAACUAAGAUAGAAGAAGACAAUUAAAAUGAAAUUAUAGUUAGCGAACAAAGAUUUUAAUUUAGUUCUCCUAGCUCUAAAAGAAGGAAUCGUUUUAUAAAAGAUAAAAAUGAGAUUUUCCUAAAAUUACCGUAGUUCUUAGUAUAUAACAAUCUAUAAUUUAAGAUAAAAUUGUCUCAAACUUAUUUUUAACCCUUUGAACUUGGAGAACAUUCAAAAUCUUAAAAAUAAAUACAACAAAUAAAUGAAAUAAAAUAAGUGAAGAGAAAUAAGACCGACAUAGAUUAACCUAAAUUGAGCAAUUAAAAUUCCUUAACUGAAUAUAAAGCAGAAAAAGAUUAAAAUUGUUUUAAUUGUUAUCAAAAUGAUAGUUGUGCAGUUUAUAUGCCUUGUGGUCAUGGAGGCCUAUGUAUAAAAUGUGCAACUGAAUGGUUUACUGAAAAAUAAGAAUGUUUAAUUUGUCGAAAAGUAUUAAAACAUAAAAAUUUUAGCCAGUUGAGUCAGUUGUUAAAGUUAUUGAAUCAAAUUCUAAUACAGUUUAAAUUGUUGAUGUAGUUGCUUUUUGA